Trematosphaeria pertusa is the source of this 2449-nucleotide messenger RNA. RefSeq lists its product as uncharacterized. Lineage: Eukaryota; Fungi; Ascomycota; Dothideomycetes; Pleosporales; Trematosphaeriaceae. The transcript has 2 exons. Bases 23 to 2449 code for a protein of 808 amino acids. The record is from RefSeq and is a predicted model, not a curated record.
AUUGUUUUGCUCCUUGCCAGAUAUGGUUCAGAUUGUAUCGAACCGCGGACCGGAAGGGAAUAUGCCCUCACGAAGUAGUACUCCCACUACACCCUCCGCUGGCGAGGCUUCAGCAGCAAGCCUGGCGGGUCCAGCUCCGCGUCGGUCUCCCGUUAGCGGCCUGUCCUUAGUUCGACCUAAUGCGGACGCGUCGUACGGCCCUUCGGAGGGUAGCUCUUGUUCGGCGGCCACGACGACGGCAUCGACUCAAGCAUCGACAACCCCAACAACUCCCGAUGCAACGCAAGCGCAUCUAAAUGGGACCUCAUCGAACCCUCCCCCUUCAGUGACGCCAGCUCAACCCAACAUCCAGCCGAACCGCCCCGCAGAAGAAUGGCGCUCAUGGAAGAUUCAAUACCCUUACCUUACCGUACUCUUACUCCUCUCUGCCGGGUUCAUCGUCGCCAUUGCCGCACUCACGGCCAUUUCCCGCCGCGACUCAGGCUUCGUCAGGCAAAGCCAACCUCCCGGCUUCCUCCAGCGCAACCCGGGUUUGCGGAAAGCGAUCUGGGAACAAGGCAUCUUCUACACUGCCUUCCCUGCCUUCAUCAUGACGGUCUACCGGACUAUGUGGGAUGCAACGGUGAUGGCGUUUGCCGACCGUCAGCCGUAUGUGGAUCUAAUGAAGCCUGGCGGGAGGCACCCGAAGAGGACGAUACUCCUGGAUUAUAAGAUGGAGCCGCUGCUGCAUAGAUGGAUACUGGCCUUCCAGAACAAGCACUUCCUACUGUCAGCGUGCAUGCUGUCUUCCCUGGUCCUGUCGUUCGGCAUCGUCCCUUUGACGUCUUUCCUCUUUACAAUGGAUUCUUCGCUGUCAAAUUCGACCUUCCCUCUGACGACGGAUACGUAUUUCAACGGGACGAUCGUGCCUCAAUUUCCUGUGUUCUCAAACGAACCAAACGUCCGACUCAUCCUGGACACAGCUGCUGGCUUGCGCGUGCAGAACUUGAGCUUGCCACCACGCACAGACGGCACUUUCGCGUUCCCGCAUUUUACUCUGCAGGUCGAUGUCGGAAGCAGCAACGUAAGCCUGGAAACGGCGGCGUACGGCGUUGAUAGCGGCUGUAUUGAAAUUCCCGAGUUAGAGUACGACAAGGAGAUCCGAUGGUAUGAGAACAAGAUAUCGAUUGACGUCCGUACGAUUGAUCGUAUGUGCGCCAUAUCGGGCACCCUCGACAUCCGACCGAAUCCAUUCAGUCCUGACAUCUGGUUAUCGUCAUGGCAUACACCCACGUGCAGCGAAGCGGCGGGCUGGACGCGCAUGAGCCUUCUCGCUGCCCGCUACGAUAAGGCUUCACAGACCGUACAAGACCUCUCUUUUCUCUCCUGCAACUCAUGGUACUUUGCCACCGCCGGCUAUCUCAUGGAGAGAUCGGAACCCGGACUGAGUCCUCGGUUGCAGCGUUUCGACGAGGAUGCGCAGCAAAGAAUGAAAUUAGACUGGCAAGAGACGUACGUAUCGAGAGUGUUCCUGGAGAAAGAGGUCCACAAUCUCAGAUAUCUCGAUCCGUCCACUACAGUCGAUGGGAAUGAGUUCGCCAAGUACGUUUAUCGCAUGGCGCAGCACGAAAAUCCAAAAGAACCAUUGGAGCCCAAGGCCCUCGUUACCGCUGCGCAGACCCUGUACGAGACUGUGUAUGCGGUGUUCGCUAGCGUCCAUCUAUUCAAAGAACGAGAUAUCCCUUUCAACGGGACCGGCGUUUAUAUGAUCGAAGAGAGGCGGCUGUUCGUACAGCCCGUUGUAGCCUACAUAAUCCUCGGAGUCCUCAGCGCCACGGCUGUCUUGAUCGCAUGCCUAUUCCUCUACUCGCAGCAGAGGUCGAUGCUGAAGGAAGAGCCAUUCGGCCUGUUGAGCUAUGCUGGCAUCCUGUACCGGAGCGAGAUUAACACUAACAUGAUGAGGGAGAUCGUGUGCAACCGCCAUGAUCCUGGAACAGCCAGGGGAUCGGCUAAGAAGAUGUACCACCUUGAUCAGAUCCUCUCUCUGGUUCUUAUGCUAGCAGCGCAAUCCACCUCAAUCCUCGCCUACUCCAAGCCCAACGGCACUGCACCCUGCCCUUCCGCUGCCAACAUCCCCAUCGGCUACGUUCGCACAUACUCUGCGUACGCCUGCCGCGGCGACCUCGAGACCUUCUCCAACGUAACUAGCGGAAUUUGCAUCGACGCGAAGAAUUUCACCACCGUCCGCGGAUACCGCACCGGAAAUCCUCCUGAGGGCGUCGAGUGCUCGUUCAAUUUCUAUGCGGCGCCGGGAUGCAAGGGUUCGUUCGUGUCAGCGGGGAAGGACACCGAUGGGAGCAACAACUGGGUCGAAUGCGUGAGAAACUUUGUGAACCCGUAUGGGGAUGUGGUGGAGACCGGGAGUAGUUUCAUGUAUGCCUGCUAUUCGAGGCUUGAUGGGGGUGGUUAA